This is a messenger RNA of Emiliania huxleyi CCMP1516, 402 nucleotides long. RefSeq lists its product as hypothetical. The record is from RefSeq and is a predicted model, not a curated record. The transcript is spliced from 3 exons. Lineage: Eukaryota; Haptophyta; Isochrysidales; Noelaerhabdaceae. The coding region runs from base 1 to 402 and encodes 133 amino acids.
AUGGAGCCCGCUUCGCCGAGAAGCCACUGCCGGGAGUGCGGCUGCGUCGGGCCGGUGAUGCGGCUGGACGGCCUGCCUGGCGAGCCGGUCCUCGUCGCUGGCCUGCCACGCUGCGGCUGCUUCCGCUCGCUGGCCGCGCGCGCCAACCCUGCUCUCACCGAGCUGCUCGCGCCAGCCUCGCACGCCAGCGCACGCGACGCCGGAGAGACGGACCCGCUGGUGCAUGCGCUGCUAGUCGAAGGCGGCGCGCGGGUGGCGCUGCUCGGCUCGCUGCAGCUCUCGGCCGAGCUCACGCUGGGCGACCUGGUGCCGCUCCACUGCGGCCAGUACGGCCUCAAGGCGCUGCCCUUCUUCCCGCGCCCCGAGAUGCACCUGAUCGCAAUCUCGGCCGAGGACGAGUGA